Molecule: messenger RNA, 3477 nt
Organism: Plasmodium malariae
Lineage: Eukaryota; Apicomplexa; Aconoidasida; Haemosporida; Plasmodiidae
Product: conserved Plasmodium protein, unknown function
Exons: 6
Coding region: 1-3477 (1158 amino acids)
Source: RefSeq, a predicted model, not a curated record
AUGUUGAAAUAUUUUAAGAAAGAUCAUUAUUCAUAUUUAACGAGUGGCAGGAAAAAAUCAUUUAUGGUAGAAAAAGAUGUUAAAACGAGUAAAAAGUUUGUUACAAGGGAAGAAUUGAAACACAUUUUCAUCUUAGACACUGCAGAUAGUACAGCAGGGUUAUGCAUAUUGAACAUCUCGUUAUUUCUCCUAGGAGGGUUAACACAAGAAAAAAGCAAAGGGGACAUGGCAACGAAUUUACAAGGAAGUUUGUUUAUUAUAAGUUUGAUGUGUUUUUCUGUUCAAAAGGUUUUCCAAAGAUCUAUUAUAUCCGAUGUUUCAUUUGUUGUACUAUUAUCCUUGUCAUGUAUUUUACCUUUCUUUUUAUUAGAGAUAGAUGAAUCUUUUAAUAGCAUAAUUUUUUUCCUUUUAAGUAUAAUGCUAUAUUUUACCAAGUAUCAUUUAAGAAAUUUAUUUUUACUAGACAGUGUUAUAGUACUGGCAAUAGUUGCAAUAAAUAGUUCGAUAAAUUCAAGUAUAAUAGACAUUUAUAUUUUCCUACUUGUAUUAAAUACUUUUUUCCUAAGUAUAAUAUUUUACAGGUACUUGUACUAUUUUUCUAAGUCUAUAUCCCUUGCCUCAGAUAAUCCCAAAAAUAUGAUGGUAAUGUUUCCUUAUAUAAAUGAGUAUCAACAAAUAUGUUUUGUAAAGCUAGCUGAUAUACUAUUAGAUUUAAAUAAUUAUAUGAGAAUAAAAUGGAACAUAUUUUUCAAUAAUAUACCCAUAAUUAACUUAAAGAAUGAAAAAGAAAUACAAAAUUUAGAAAUACCUUCUACUAGGCUGUCCAAUAAAUUUUAUACUCUAAAGAAUCAAAAAAUUUUCCUUUACUAUCCACCAUAUUAUUGUCUCAAAGCAUUAUAUCAUAAAAAAUUACAUUUACUUUGUUUAUCUACUGAAAGAAAAAAAAAACAAAUUAUGAAAUUACAUUCAAAUUCAAAUAGGAUAAAUUUUUAUUUUCUAAUGGAACUGCUAAAAUUGCAGGGGUGUAAAUCCGACUUGCAUCUUCAUCCUAACGGGGAAAAUCGAACCAACAUAAAAAAUAAACCACAGGGAUCGAAUAGUAAAAACAACAAUUACACACAUAUGAUACAUCCCUACAAUCAGGAUAAAAUACUUUAUUCUAAAGAGAAGAAAGGGAACAUAAAAAAUAAAAAAAGGCAUACGUACAAGGAGGUGCUAUAUCCAGAGAACUUAUGCAUUAACCAGAAAAACAAACGAGAAAUGGAAAAAAUUACAAUGAUGAACAUAAAAAAAAAAGGAGGACGCAAAUUUAGUAAAGAAGAGGGGUACAAGCAUGCCGACGUUUUGCGGUACCCUGAUAACAAUUCUCCUAAGGACAAAAAUGAAAAAGGGAAAAAAGAAGCCAACAGUUGUAGAAGUUACAAAAAAGAAAAAAAGAGUAAAGAAGGGGGAAAAGAGGAUAGUCAACACAAGGGAAAAAAGGACAAACAUGUCUGCAGAAACGAAAAUGGUGUAGCAAAUGGUAUAGCAAAUGGUAUAGCAAAUGGUAUAGCAAAUGACAUGGCAAAUGACAUAAGCCACUAUUUGAAGCAUGAACAUUUUAUACACACUAAAGUAUUUUCCACAAAAUUGAUAGAGGACUCUAUAGAAAAUCUGGCAGGUCGCAAUACGGAUAUUUCAGAAAACAAAAUUCAGAUGGACGAUUUAUUUACUACUUUAAUUAAGACAGAUCCCAUAAAAAUUAACUCUUCUCAUUCAUCAAAAAAGAAAGAAAAAAAUGCAGAAAAUGAUGGAAAAUCCAAACCAUGUGAACAACUCUUUGAAUCAAAAUUUGCUAUCAAUUCUUUGGCACAUCCAGAAAAAAAAAAAAAUAUCAAGCCGAAAGAUGCACUAAAUCGAGGGAACUUCCAAAGUCAGGGGAAGAUCGCACAUUCGCAAGGAAUUAUAAAUAACUACAAAAAGGAAGAAAAGGAAGAAGAAAAAGAAAAAAAGGACCAAGGGAAGAGGAAAGGCGCACAGAAGGAAGUGGGACAAAGGGCAGAGGGGGAGAAAAAAAAAGUAAACAAAUGUACCACACUUCCAGUUAGCAUCAAUUAUGACAAUUUUGAAAAGGAUGAGAAAAAGUUAUAUGUAAAAAAAAAAAAAAAAAUUAGAAAUCAACAAAAGCAUGGUGCAGAAUUAUUUGAAAACAGUGAAAUAGAUAAAGGAGAUAAAGGCAUAGCGCAUAAAGAGAAUGAUUAUAAUCUCUAUAACUGUGGAAAUACGAACAACCCCAUAAUUUCUAAAGAAAAUGCGUAUGAGCGAAAUAAAACAGAAAGCUUUUCUAGUGUAAGUGGUAAUAAUGUGGAUGGUUCAAAUGAGGAAUAUAACAAUAUGCACAUGUUCAUGCUUAAGAAGUCAAAAAAAAAUAAUAAUCAACAAAGUGAAGCUUAUUCUAGAAUAAUAAAAAGUCAACAUAGAACCAAUUCAAAGUUUAACACUUCUGCUUCAAGGAACUCUUAUUGUUAUGAAAGCACAUCUGAUGAAAAACUAAUUUUUAUGAACUUUUCUUGCUUAUUUUAUAUAUGCGCACAGAAAAUUAAAUUCUUAUUAACAUAUAUAGAACAAAUUAAUGUAGUUGUACAAGGAGCUAAUUUCAAACAACGAAUAACACCAAAACAAAAUAAUCUUCUCUCUUUUUUAGAUCAAAAAGUAGAAAGAUACUAUUUAUUAUGGUCAAAUUCUUUUGAUUUAAAUUAUCAUGUGGAAAAUUAUAUAUUCCAUAUAAUACUGAUAUUAAUUCUACACCUCUCUUGCAUACUCCUAAGAGUAGCUCCCAUACACAUGAGUCAGUUGUAUUCUCUAUUCAAAAUUCCCAGCUUCCUAACAAUUUUUAUAUCAAGAUUUUUGAUCAUUCUAAUCGUUAUUGCUUUUUUAAUUUCAUCAAUCAUAAAAACUAGAUCUGUUAACCCCACCAAUGUGUUCAGAAUUAAAAUACGCUUCUUCAUUUUGUCGAUUUUUAUUCUCCUCCUGUCAACCUUAGACUACUUGUGGACUAUUUUUCUGGUAUACGAAAAUUUGUGGAUGUUACCAAAGAAUUCUUUACUUGCCCUUCAGAAAGCACACAGCAUCUUUUCCGAAGCUGGAUUUACUUUCGUUGUGCCCAUCUUUUACUUUCUAGUUAUGCAUAGACUAGAAAGUCUGUGGUACAUAUACACUGUAUGGUUACUGCUGAUAAACAUCAUAUACUGGUAUUUUAUAGGAGUUUUAUUGCCCGGCUUAAAGAUGAACAUCUCGUUGAUCACUCUGAUUUCGUUAUGUAUUUUGUUUAUUAUUAGGUUAGUACAGGAAAGACAGAAAUAUUCCGAGCUACCUUUCGAAAUGAUUAAGAGAGAUAUCUUCUGUAGGUGUGUUUUACCUUAUGUACUUUUUCUGGACGAUACCUUGCAUUUUGUUACUAAUGAGAAAGAGCUUAAGUAUUUGCACUAUCAUUUAUAA